AUGAAUCCAGAGCCGUUCACCAUCAACCUGCAGAAGAGAGUUCGCCUCCAGGUCUGUGGAGGGCGUCAGUCAGGAGUCAGGUCUGUGAGGGUCUUGGGCGAGUCAGUCUGCGGAGGGGUCAGGUCUGUGGAGGGCGAGUCAGGUCGGGAGGGCGAGUCAGGUCUGUGGAGGCGAGUCAGGUCUGCGAGGCGGUCAGGUCUGCGGAGGGCGAGUCAGGUCGCGGGGGCGAGUCAGGUCUGUGGAGGGCGAGUCAGGUCUAUGGAGGACGAGUCAGGUCUGCGGAGGGCGAGUCAGGUGCGAGGCGAGUCAGGUGCGAGGGCGAGUCAGGUCUGUGGAGGGCGAGUCAGGUCUGUGGGGGCGAGGGCGGAGGGCGAGUCAGGUCUAUGGAGGGCGAGUCAGGUCUGCAGAGCGCGAGUCAGGUCCAUGGAGGACGAGUCAGGUCUGUGGAGGGUGAGUCAGGUCUAUGGAGGACGAGUCAGGUCUGUGGAGGGCGAGUCAGGUCUAUGGAGGACGAGUCAGAUCUGUGGAGGGCGAGUCAGGUCUGUGGAGGACGACUCAGAUCUGUGGAGGGCGAGUCAGGUCUGUGGAGGGCGAGUCAGGUCUAUGGAGGACGAGUCAGAUCUGUGGAGGGCGAGUCAGGUCUGUGGAGGACGACUCAGAUCUGUGGAGGGCGAGUCAGGUCUGCGGAGGGCGAGUCAGGUCUGCGGAGGGCGAGUCAGGUCUGCGGAGGGCGAGUCAGGUCUGUGGAGGGCGAGUCAGGUCUAUGGAGGACGAGUCAGGUCUGCGGAGGGCGAGUCAGGUCUGCGCGGAGGGCGAGUCAGGUCUGCGGAGGGCGAGUCAGGUCUGUGGAGGGCGAGUCAGGUCUGUGGAGGGCGAGUCAGGUCUGCGGAGGGCGAGUCAGGUCUAUGGAGGGCGAGUCAGGUCUGCAGAGCGCGAGUCAGGUCCAUGGAGGACGAGUCAGGUCUGUGGAGGGUGAGUCAGGUCUAUGGAGGACGAGUCAGGUCUGUGGAGGGCGAGUCAGGUCUAUGGAGGACGAGUCAGAUCUGUGGAGGGCGAGUCAGGUCUGUGGAGGACGACUCAGAUCUGUGGAGGGCGAGUCAGGUCUGCAGAGCGCGAGUCAGGUCUAUGGAGGACGAGUCAGAUCUGUGGAGGGCGAGUCAGGUCUGUGGAGGACGAGUCAGAUCUGUGGAGGGCGAGUUAGGUCUGUGGAGGACGAGUCAGAUCUGUGGAGGGCGAGUCAGGUCUGUGGAGGACGACUCAGAUCUGUGGAGGGCGAGUCAGGUCUGCAGAGGGCGAGUCAAGUCCAUGGAGGACGAGUCAGGUCUGUGGAGGGUGAGUCAGGUCUAUGGAGGACGAGUCAGGUCUGCGGAGGGCGAGUCAGGUCUCUGCGGAGGGCGAGUCAGGUCUGUGGAGGGCGAGUCAGGUCUGUGGAGGGUGAGUCAAGUCUGUGGAGGGCAAGUCAGGUCUCUGCGGAGGGCGAGUAAGGUGUGCGGAGGGAGAGUCAGGUCUGCGGAGGGCGAGUCAGGUCUGAGAGCGAGUCAGGUCUGCGGAGGGCGAGUCAGGUCUGUGGAGGGCGAGUCAGGUCUGCGGAGGGCGAGUCAGGUCUGCGGAGGGCGAGUCAGGUCUGCGGAGGGCGAGUCAGGUCUGUGGAGGGCGAGUCAGGUCUGCGGAGGGAGAGUCAGGUCUGCGGAGGGCGAGUCAGGUCUGUGGAGGGAGAGUCAGGUCUGCGGAGGGAGAGUCAGGUCUGCGGAGGGCGAGUCAGGUCUGCGGAGGGCGAGUCAGGUCUGCGGAGGGCGAGUCAGAUCUGUGGAGGAUGAGUCAGGUCUGCGGAGGGAGAGUCAGAGGGCGAGUCAGGUCUGUGGAGGGCGAGUCAGGUCUGUGGAGGGCGAGUCAGGUCUGUGGAGGGCGAGUCAGGUCUGCGGAGAGCGAGUCAGGUCUGCGGAGGACGAGUCAGGUCUGUGGAGGGCGAGUAAGGUCUGCGGAGGGCGAGUCAGGUCUGUGGAGGAUGAGAGUCAGAUCUGCGGAGGGUGA
Knipowitschia caucasica is the source of this 2031-nucleotide messenger RNA. The record is from the annotation of a GenBank genome assembly. Lineage: Eukaryota; Metazoa; Chordata; Actinopteri; Gobiiformes; Gobiidae.